Messenger RNA from Vanessa atalanta (red admiral), 4255 nucleotides. It is a transcript of the gene PIG-O, whose product is annotated as GPI ethanolamine phosphate transferase 3. The record is from RefSeq and is a predicted model, not a curated record. Gene Ontology annotation, molecular function: mannose-ethanolamine phosphotransferase activity. The transcript has 10 exons. Bases 99 to 2948 code for a protein of 949 amino acids. Lineage: Eukaryota; Metazoa; Arthropoda; Insecta; Lepidoptera; Nymphalidae. Gene Ontology annotation, cellular component: endoplasmic reticulum membrane. Gene Ontology annotation, biological process: GPI anchor biosynthetic process.
CGGUGUAAAGGGUGGUUAUGAUGUUUCUUAAUUUAUUAUUUUCUAAAUCUAUAUAAAUAAAUGAAUAACCUUUUCUUCUUCUAUUAAAAACCUUAACUAUGAAAGAAAAAUGGAAUUUUAUUUUAUACCUUGUUUGGUUUUCAUAUCUAGUAUUAUCGGCAGUUCUUAUGUUUGGCCAGGGAUUUUUACUGUCUCGAAAAACUUUAAAUGAUGUAUCAGAAUGUGUGCCUUUAGAGAAUUUUGGGUGUGACGGUCGUCUAAACUCCAGUGAAAAAUUUUCGUGUACGGAAAGCAGUAAAAUCCAACGAAUUUUAGCAAAUUCCGGUUCGCCAAUUGUAUGCGCUGCUAAGAGUCAUAGAGUGGUAUUUGUAUUAGUGGAUGCAUUACGAUAUGAUUUUACUGAAUACAAUAAAGAUAAUGAGAAUCCUUUAUAUUAUCAAAAUCGACUGCCAAUUAUUCAAAAGACAAUCGAGCGGUACCCAGAACGCGCGCGGGUAUUUCGUUUUAUGGCAGACCCACCAACCACAACUCUUCAAAGAAUAAAGGCACUUGUAACGGGCUCAUUGCCUACCUUUGUUGAUAUCAGUUCAAACUUUGCUGCUAUUGAAAUACAAGAAGAUAAUGUAAUUGACCAGAUUGUUAAAGGAGGCAGUGAAGCUAUAUUGUUAGGAGAUGACACAUGGAUGCGCUUAAUUCCUGGUAGAUGGCUACGCUCUCAUGCUUUAUACUCAUUCCACACUUGGGAUCUAGAUACUGUUGACAAUGAAGUAGAUUCUAAAAUCUAUGAUGAACUGAAGAGGAAUGACUGGGAUCUCCUUGUAGCCCAUUAUCUUGGAGUGGAUCAUGCAGGUCAUAGGUAUGGUCCAAAUCAUCCAGAGAUGGCAAGAAAGUUGACCGAAACAAAUGUAAGGCUCGAGAAAAUUAUUGAAUCAUUGCCAUCAGAUGUCAUACUUUAUGUUGUAGGUGACCAUGGCAUGACAGAAACAGACUCACAAGAAUGGACAAAUUCAGAGGGUGAUCAUGGUGGUGAAAGUAAAGCUGAACGCACAGCCGCAUUAUUUGCCUAUCAUAGUUCAGGAUUCAGUGGAGAUGAAGCAGACAGACUUUCUGGUAAAGAAGUACAACAAACUGAUUUAGCACCGACCCUAAGCGCUGCUUUAGGCAGACCACCACCUGCUCCGUCUCUAGGAAACUUGUUGUUUCCUAUUCUACCUAAUAUGCCUGUCACUCACACAUUGUUGCAUUUAAGUAACAAUUUAAAACAGGUUACUCAAUAUUUAGUAAGAUAUGGAGAAGAGUCUCAACAAAUUCCACUUGACAGACUUGCUCAAUUGAUUAACGCGACAAGAGACCAAAUUGAGAAGGGAGCAACAGUAGAAACAGAAGAUGAACUGAAAUUGUAUACUUCAAAUGUUAGAGCAUUAAUGGAAAACAUUCGCAGCAUAUUUAGAGAAGUUUGGGUUGAGUUUGAUUCUCUUUCGAUGCUUAGAGCACUUCUUCUGUUACUUCUUACAGUAUUCUUUAAUUGGAUCAUCACUGAAGGCAUUCCAGCUGAGCGUAUUCCACACGUAUUCGCUAGUUCCUUUGUCCCUAGUGGACUGAUAUCUAUGGCGGUUUGCAUCGGAAUUUGUUAUACUGGACACUAUUUAGAAAUUGUUGAUGAUGUAGGGCAUGCUAUUAUUUUAAGCACGGGCUUAAUAUCCGGGGCGAUAACGUGCGUGUUAGUUAUAAUGCAUUGGGAUGGUAUCACCCAAAGGUGGUACGAAGGACGUUCGCAGUUUUACGAACGUUUCGCUAGAGCCGCUCUAUUUGCAUCGGCAGCGAUUUUAGUAUCAAACAGUUACGUAAUAGAGGAAGGAGCCACUUUAUCCUUCCUAUCAUUGACAGUAUUAGGUUUGAUGGCUUGGAAUAUUGGAAAUAUUAAAUCGUUGGUACUGUGGGCCGGUUUUGGUGUUGUAAUGGCAUUAACUAGGUCCUAUCGAGGAUGUCGGGAAGAGCAAGGAGAUUGUUGGACGGCUGGGGAGGGUGUGGCGACUGGAAAUGCAUCUAGGGCUGCAUUAGUAAUCGCAUUAGGAUCGGUGGCCGCAGUAGUAGCAAUUUCGAGACGUCAUGUAGAAUGGAGGGGAUAUGGAUUAGUUAUUGCUGGUAUUUUCUCAUGCGCUCACUGGGCAGUUGGAUGGGGCUCGUUAGGUUCUCCGAGCAGAUCGAAGAUGCUAGCUAGAGGCGCGUGGCUAGUGAUCGUUACUAUGUUUGUUCUUCUCUGGAGGAGGGAUGGAAAAGGAGCUACUUUACCACUAGUCGUGUCUGGGCUGCUGUUUUAUUUGGCAAAUACACUAGUUUUAGGUGCGUCGCUUGCGCCAACCGCUGGUUUGGCACUUCUCUCAGGAUUUUUAGCUUUGAAUAUCGUUUCCAUGUUGAAGACUGAAGGCUCAAUCAAAUUCUCGUUAACAACAAGAUGUAAUUCGAGUAUGGCGUGUCUAUGGGCAUUAUUGGCCUCGUACAAUUUCUAUGGCACGGGCCAUCACGCCACUCUGAGCAACGUACGAUGGGCCGCGGUUUUCCACGCUGGAGAUCCGCACUACACUUCCUUCGGCAAUAUAAUUUCUGUUGCUUUGAUGUUUGUUUACUUAUUUGGAAUGCCGUUAUUGUUCGGCGCAACUGUACCUCUGCUAGCACUUUGGGGACGUAAUGGUGCUUCCACACUGGGGCCCCGAACGCAAUUAGCUGCGGUUUUCUCGCUAUGUCUCAAAUUUGCGCUAUGUUUUGCUAUUAGAGUGUUUGUGUGUGCGUUAUCAGCUACAAUCCACUGCCGCCACCUCAUGAUUUGGGGUGUGUUCACACCGAAGCUAAUGUUCGAAGUUGGAUCAUGUACAGCUGCUCUGCUCGGAACCCUAAUUGGAGCAACACUAACAGCUUGGCACAUACCAAACCAGACAAGAUCGAGUUGACACAAGUGAUUUACCACUUGUUACAAUAACUCUUAGAAUGGUUUGUGUAGAAAUUUUAUGUAGAAAAAAACUAGUAUGAGAAUUUUGUAAGAAAAACUUCUUAAUUGUGACGUGGUUAACGAACUGGUUUGAACUAGUUUAUUUGUAGAAAGUGCCCUUAUAAUUUUCGUUUUAUGUAAGGUAUAAGAAAAAUUGAUACAUUAUCUUUUUUUCUACAUAUUUCUGUAUGUAACAAUACCUUUGAAGGGCAUCACAUUAUGUAUCAAACAAGUCACGGAUUAAUUUUCAGUAUUACUGCAAAUGCUUACAGUUCAAAUAAACUAUUUCUUCACUUCUAUAUUGUACCAUAUUUACUUAACUAUAAAGUUUUUAUUAAAACUCCAUUAAAAUAGAUUAAGACAUGUCCAUUGAUAUUAUUGUCAUUGUUUCUGUUGAAAAUCAUGUUGUUAUGAAAGUGUAUCCUAAUUGGAUAUGUUUAUCCAGUAUUCAUUUAAAUAUUAAUCGUUAAAGACCUUUUUAAACUUGUUUGUUGUUUUAUAUUGAUUAAUAAGCUUAACCAAAGGGCCAAAAGUAUUUUUAGGGGUAUUAUAAUAUGAAUGUCGUAUUGAUUUUUACUUCAUAGACUGCACGAGAUUUUUUAUAUUAAUGUUUUGAAAUUAUCUACGAAAUGUAUGAAUUUUUAUCCAGUGUUGCUAUUUAUUUUAUAUUACAGAAAAUUACGUUAAUUUUCAUUAGUGGUACUUUUUGGAGACAUCGUUUAUUCUGCCUGAAUACGACGAAUUAAUAAUAUUUUUUAGAUUAAAGAUAUGAAUAAAAAUAAAAAGUGCAAUUUGUAACAAUUUGUUAUUCAAACUAAGCUUGUCAAAUUAGUUAUGCGUCUGUCAGCAGGAUGUUGGUAGUGAUUUAUAAAUAUAUGUAUGAGUAUAUUGCAAUAUGUAUUGAAGGAUUGAUAAUUUAUAAGACCAUUCUAAUAAUAUUGACCAAUUAUGUCCCGGUAAUCUUGAAGUUGGUGCGUUUUGUACUAAAAUAUUUGUCAAUUUUUGUUUGCAAGUCAUUAAUAAUAGUAAAAACUUUUGUAACUUAAUUCAAAAGAUUAAGAGCUAGAGUCACAAAUUUUAUUUCAAGCUUAUUUAUGCAAUGCUUAGUUUAUACUUUGGACGUUUGCUUAAAUUUUACUCAAUAUUAUUCACUUAUUUCUCAAAUUCUGUUAAUAUUUAAUAACUAUAAUUUUAAAUAAGUGCUUGUUUAUUGUUUCAAGUUUAAAUUAAUGCAUAUAAAUAAGAUAGCACUUAGUGUUAUUAAUUGUA